UAAAGAGUACCGUGUGUGUUCCUAAUUGCAUUGUGUCAACGCUCUCUAGCACAACGACAACAAACUACGUAAAUGAAGCUCUCGUCCAAUCAGAAGGCGUGAUUAGCCUGAUUGUCUCAUCAACAGGCACUAAGUGAUACGUGAACUCCGACCAAUAGGCGAUUAAUGUUCAAUUUUGAUUUCUUAUCAAUAAGUAAUGAUAUAGGGAAAAUUCCUCCAGGCCUCUGAGUGCUAUUUUAGUAUAGGACAUCCGUGGGUACGUCAACGUGAGGCGCAACUGACUCGCACUCACUCGAAGGGACGGAGCACGCAGGAACAACACUGACCAUGAGCGAUUCUAGCACUAGACCCGCGGUUACGCCAUUCUCUAUCACCGACAUACUCAGCAGACAGGACGUCCAGAACCUAGACUCGAGCAGCAUAGCGCUGCCAUCGUUGUGGGAACGACGUGGAGUCGAGCCCCAUCGUUUCCCCACAUACAUUCCCUCGCCGUCCUACCGCCAGGCAACAUUCCCAUUCCAACCGUACGUGCCUCUGGCAAGUUAUCACUGUCUUCCGCAAGCCGCGGCGACACCACCAACAGAUUCAGUUCACGCCGAGGACAGCAGAGCGGAGGAGAGUCCAGACGAGUGCGACGCAAAAGAACAAAUUCGCUCCGAAAGGGAGGCCAGCAACACCUCGCCGUCAAACCAACAACAGAAGAGUAAACCGCGCAGGAAGCGAUCAAGAGCUGCCUUCUCUCACCAGCAAGUCUUUGAACUAGAGAGAAGAUUCAGCCACCAAAAAUAUCUCUCCGGGCCGGAAAGAGCAGACCUCGCUGCGGCUCUCAAACUGACAGAAACACAAGUUAAAAUCUGGUUCCAGAACCGCCGGUAUAAAACCAAGCGUCGCCAACUAGCCUCUGAGAUUUGUCCCCCAAGCGCGGCAAAGAAGGUAGCGGUAAGAGUUCUCGUUAGAGAUGACAGAAAGCAGUACGAAGAUCUAGGAUUGCCUGCCGUACCUUCCUACCCAGUUACGCCUUAUGUGCCUAGCUUCGGAAGCCUUGGCUCCUACGGGCUAUAUUGCUUGGACCAUAUGCUACCGUCAAGUCACUCGCUAUAGCGAGCGAAGAAUUCAUAUGCGCAAAGCGCGACCGUAGAAUAGGCCAUAUCAAGGUCAGUAGCUUUAAGUCCGCUGUACAGUUAUAAGAUUAUAAAGACUUAAAAGUACUGUAGAGAUGAGAGAAUCACUUGGGAAGAUGAGCUCGCCUUGGAAAUCGCGCUCUCUCUACUCUCGUCACUACGGAAGUACAACACUUAAUCCAACAUUGAGAUGGAGUGUUUGACGCUUUACUCGUUUACCCUUUUCAUCAUGGGCGAUUGCAUGGCAUUAGACUUUAAUUAAGCAUAAUCCCGGAUUCGGACAUUCGUGAAUCCCUGAUGCAAUAAGCGAAGUGUGUGGUGGGUUGUUUAAGAGAUAUAGGAACAUGUACUGAAUAGUUAAAGAGCUAAGUCGGGUAGCGCCAAGUGGAUCGCUCAAUGCGUGUUGAUCGUGCAGACAUCUCCGUGCUAAUGGAGUGCCGUUCUCUCUUAUCUCGGUUCCCUAUUCAUUUUAGUUGACAGCUUUAUUUCUUUGCCUCAUCAACGUAAUUUAUUUAUAAAACAAGUAUACUUGAACGGGAAAGAAGGGCUCAAAAGCGCACUCAAUUCUCGAGGUGAAGUUAUCGCUAGAUAUGGGAAUGUAGUAACGGUUGUGUACAUUCUAUCGUCUGUGUAAAUUGUCCGUUUAGCAUUAGCCACACAUGCCAAGGUGGUCUAGUAAUGCAAUAUAUAAUUCUAUUGUAAAUUAACGACGAAAUACACUUGAUGCAAUAUC
This is a messenger RNA of Nematostella vectensis (starlet sea anemone), 1854 nucleotides long. RefSeq names its product homeobox protein zampogna. Lineage: Eukaryota; Metazoa; Cnidaria; Anthozoa; Actiniaria; Edwardsiidae. Bases 328 to 1101 code for a protein of 257 amino acids. The record is from RefSeq and is a predicted model, not a curated record. The transcript has 2 exons. Gene Ontology annotation, cellular component: nucleus. Gene Ontology annotation, biological process: regulation of transcription by RNA polymerase II; cell differentiation. Gene Ontology annotation, molecular function: RNA polymerase II cis-regulatory region sequence-specific DNA binding; DNA-binding transcription factor activity, RNA polymerase II-specific.